Rotaria sp. Silwood2 is the source of this 861-nucleotide messenger RNA. The record is from the annotation of a GenBank genome assembly. NCBI's taxonomy places the organism in Eukaryota, Metazoa, Rotifera, Eurotatoria, Philodinida, Philodinidae.
AUGUCACUUAAUGCGCUUUUACUAUAUUUAGUCACGAUGUCCGUUGGAGGUGCUGGUGCAUACACGGAAACAUCAGAUGCAAUGGCUGCUCGACUUGUAUCCGAGAGAGGAGUCUAUAUCACAUUUUCGCAAGGAAAUGACGGAGGUCAAGGUCUUCAAACAAGUGGAAAUCCAGCCAUAUCGUCUGGUGCAAUGGCAAUAGCUUCAAUAGACAACUCACAUACACCACAGUCCUACUUAAGCACACCUGAUGGUGAAAAAAUUUUCUAUUCAGCCGGAGCUAAUUCUGGUGGAUGGCAUUCCACUGUGAAUUCGAUCAUCGUUGUCAACGAUCCUCAAGCUACAGCGAAUGAUGGAUGCAACGGUCCGACCAAGUCGGUUGCAGGUGCUGUUGUUUUGUAUGCGUAUAACAUUGGAGAUUUGUGUAACUCAGCUGUUCGAUGUAACAAAGCAGCAGCAGCCGGUGCAACCGGUUGUCUUCUGUACAAUGUUGGAGCCAUCUCAGGAUCAUCUGCUAUUCCAAGUGGAAGCAUCAGUUUGACAAAUGGUCAACACAUUAUUGCAAUAACGACAGAAAAUCUCUCAGCAAUGUUUACAUUUACCAAUAAGGUUGCACUUGCUCCCGUUGUAAUUUCUUCUCUUCUUCUCAUUUAUCUUAAGUCGACGGCCGGAACACCUUCUCAGUUCUCAUCACUUGGUCUCACAGGUGAUCUGUUAUUCAAACCCCAAAUUAGUGGUAUUGGUGGUUAUGUUUAUUCAACCAUUUCAUCUUUCGCUGCUACAACUCAAAAAUUGUCCACCACAUAUGCUUCCUACUCGGGUACAAGUAUGGCUUGUCCUUAUGUUGCUGGGUAUGUAUAA